CACGACCUGCGGCAGUCGUUAACGAAUCUCGAUCGCGAGCAGUUCAUUUUAGCCAUUGUGGUAUACUCAGCUGCGCUCAUCCGUUAAUACAUGCACAUCUAUGUGUACACAUAGAGUCAUAGGAGUUGUGUAUCAGAAAAUUUGAAAAGUCGAGCAUGUGAUAAAACUUUGAUUUAUCUGACUUUAGUCUGUAUUAUAUCUUUUUUCACGCAUAACGUGUUACAUAAAUAUUCGCGCUUUUUUCAAAUAAAUAUAUAUUUAAAUAUACAUUUAUACAAUUCAUAUUUUAAAAUUUUUCUCCGUGGCAAUAUUAAAAAAUGAGUGAAAAUAAUGUUGACACAGGUGCAACAGCCCAAGCUACGCUAACUCACCCAUCGACUACAGCAACAACACCAACACCUAAGGAGUUUUCAGCGCCUCAAUUUAAAGACGACAGUUUAGUACUUUACUUUCAUCCAUAUAACUUCCAUUCACAAAAAGUUAUUUUGAUACUCUACGAGAAGAACAUCGACUUUGUGCCAUAUGCUAUUGAUUUAGCUAACGGCGAACAGUAUUCAACAUGGUUCCUUAACCUUAAUCCAAAAGCAGAUGUGCCUGUCUUACAAGAUGGCACUUUUAUAAUACCAGAUUCAAACCACAUUAUCAGUUAUGUGGAGAAUAAAUAUAGAGGAGGUAUUCAUAGUGCCUUAAAGCCCCGAGGAAACAGUCCCGAUGAAUUCAAAAAAAUGGAGUUUUACGAUAGCAUAAUAAAUCAAUUGCCUGUCGGUGCACUGAGUUUGGGCUCUUUCAUCCAUGAAGAUUUGAAAUUGACACCUAAACCGCCAUUUAUUGGUCCAAUUCGUAAAUCGUGCUUAAAAAAUAAUGAGAAAGUUUAUGAAUUGUUGAAAAGAUCCAUCGAAGAUGCUGAAACCAAUAAAUCAAGCCUACUGCGCAAACUUGAUAUACAAGAUAGGCGUAAGCGAUUAGUUCAGUCUCGGGUUGAAUUUCAGAAAAUACUCGAUGCCGUCGGCAAUGUACUACGUUACAUCGACAAUGAUUUCAAGGAAAAUCCCGGGCGAGAGUGGUUGGUUUCAAAUGAAUACUCCUUGGCCGAUGUUAGUUUUGGUCUAUUAUUGCAUAGGCUAUAUCAGUUGGGAUUCGAAAACUACUAUUGGGCAUAUGGUAAAUUGCCAUAUGUAGAAAGCUAUUUUCUACGAUUCAGAAAACGUCCCACAUACCAAAAACUGAUGCCCAGCAACUUCAAAAUACUUAAGGACAUUUGGCAGAAUACGCCCGCAAAUUAUAAGAUUGGUGCUGGUGCGGGAUUUCUGGGCAUGGCUAUGUUCGCUGCGCUCGCGCAUAAAUAAUGUUGCAUCGUUUUAAUGAAAAGCAUUGUCAAUAUAUCGUCAUAAAAUUCGUCGAAAAUACCGAAACUACAAAAUUUAUUUAUCAGCGACAAUAAAUAUCAAAUAAUGAAAAAGUAAUAACAAGAAUCGUGUCUUCAACAGAA
Messenger RNA from Zeugodacus cucurbitae (melon fly), 1489 nucleotides. It is a transcript of the gene Gdap1, whose product is annotated as ganglioside-induced differentiation-associated protein 1. The transcript is spliced from 4 exons. Gene Ontology annotation, cellular component: mitochondrial outer membrane. The coding region runs from base 318 to 1346 and encodes 342 amino acids. Lineage: Eukaryota; Metazoa; Arthropoda; Insecta; Diptera; Tephritidae. The record is from RefSeq and is a predicted model, not a curated record. Gene Ontology annotation, biological process: mitochondrial fusion; mitochondrial fission.